AUGCCCAUCCCCAUCAUCGCCACAGGUCUCAGGGAGGGCCUCUCGGCCAUCCCACAUGUCUGGACAAUCCUCCGGAUAGCACCGUGGGUGCUAGUCGUCGCCGCCCUGAAGUACUACUUCGAAGGCGCCCGCAACAGCUCCGAGCGAAUGAUGCGCUCGAAAGUAAUAAUGGUGACAGGCGGAACCUCCGGAAUAGGCGCCGAAGUAGUCCGCGAACUCGCAACGCGCGGCGCCCAAGUAAUCCUCCUAACCCGCCAACCACCCUCCGACAUCUACCUCUCCGAACACAUCGACGACCUCCGCAAAAGCACCAAAAACCCCCUCAUCUAUGCCGAGCAAGUGGACCUAACAUCGCUCUACUCCAUCCGCACCUUCGCCACAAAAUGGAUCGACAACAUCCCGCCCCGCAGACUAGACAGCAUAAUCCUGUGCGGCAGCACGACAGAGCCGUCCGCGCGCGCCCUCACAAUCGACGGCAUAGACCCCGAAUGGCAAACGAAUUACCUGUCGAACUUCCACCUGCUGAGCAUUCUCAGUCCGGCGCUGCGCGCCCAGCCGGCGCACCGCGACGUGCGUGUGAUUUUCGCUUCGUGCGCGAGCUACAUCGGCGGAGACUUCAGUGGUCUUGAGACUCUUGCGCGGGGGAAGGGGGUGGUUGUUUCGAAGCGGACGGGUGGGAAGCCUGCGCUGUAUGCGCGGCCCAAGGGCGUGUACGGACUCAGCAAGCUGUGCGUUAAUAUUUUUGCGCAGAGCUUCCAGCGGCAUUUGAAUGGGUAUGUGCGGCCUGAUGGACUGCCUGCUUGUACAAGGGUGAUUGUUGUUGAUCCUGGGGUUACGCGGACACCCGGGAUGAGGCGGUGGUUGACUGGGGGGUCGCUGUGGGGGCUUGUUGUUUAUUUGGUUACUUGGCCUUUGUGGUGGUUGGUGUUUAAGUCGCCUUCGCAGGGGGCGCAGAGCGAGGUUUGGGAGGGGGGAGGGGGCUGGUUGAUUAAGGAGUGUCGGGAGGUGGACUACGCGCGGACGGAUGUGAAGAGUGAUGAGGUUGGUAAGAAGCUUUGGCAGUUUAGUGAAAAGAUGGUUGAGGAGGCUGAGAAGGAGGGGGCUGUUAUUAGGGCUUUGGAGAAGAAGGCUAUGGAGGCUGAGAAGGAGGGUGCGAAGAAGAAGGAUGAGAAGGAGAAGAAAGAUGAAGGCAAGGAUGAGAAGAAGAAUGGGUCGAGGAGGAGUCGCAAGGCUCAGAAUCAGAAGAAGUAG
Molecule: messenger RNA, 1251 nt
Organism: Penicillium soppii
Lineage: Eukaryota; Fungi; Ascomycota; Eurotiomycetes; Eurotiales; Aspergillaceae
Product: putative oxidoreductase
Exons: 3
Coding region: 1-1251 (416 amino acids)
Source: RefSeq, a predicted model, not a curated record